Annulohypoxylon maeteangense is the source of this 1208-nucleotide messenger RNA. RefSeq lists its product as uncharacterized. Bases 366 to 743 code for a protein of 125 amino acids. The transcript has 2 exons. NCBI's taxonomy places the organism in Eukaryota, Fungi, Ascomycota, Sordariomycetes, Xylariales, Hypoxylaceae. The record is from RefSeq and is a predicted model, not a curated record.
AUUUAGUCGGGAAAUUUCUGAUUCGCCUCGUGAUGUAAAAGCAGGCGCGCCUCGGUUGGGACUAUUAUGGUAGGUACUGUAUGUAGGUAGCUGUUACCUCGAGACCCAGUAGUUUAGUCAUAUGAACGUCCCAGAUUUCUGAGGCUUGCACUUGUCGCGGUUAUUAUAAGUCUCGCCCAGCACGGAUUGCGCAAUUCUUAAACCAUCGGGUAUAAUUUAAUCGAAUUCGGGCACACCUUUUUUCGUCUUUGUCUUUGUCUCUGUCGCAAUUGCUUACUUCCCGUUUACCCUCGAAAACUCAAUUACUUACCUGGAAAAUAUUCGACUUUAGCGUCAUUCUCUCUCCCGCAUAGACGUUUUUGAAAAUGACUGGGCAUAUGACUUCUACCGGCCGCGGUGGCGCUGGCAACAUCGCCGACUCUACCAAAUCCCCACAGAUCCAGCCAGCCGACCUCGAAACGCCUACUCUGAAGACAUCUGUUGUUACUACUGGCCGAGGAGGUUCGGGUAAUAUGGCACCGAAUAACGAUCCUGUCCAGACUCGAGCACGCCAGGAUGUUGGCCCUAUCGAAAGACGGCCCAGCCAGGGCGCAACUCACGUAGGGCGUGGAGGAGCCGCCAACAUUGUCAGGCCAGGCAGCGAGGAGGCCGAGAUCGCGAGGGACGGUUCGGCUAUCGACGACCAGCCUCAUCGACACAACGGACUGGCUGCCAAGGCCAAGGAGUUCUUCAAGAAGGUUUAGGAUGCUUUGAGAAGAAAAGGGUCGAAGGCGCCGUCCAAAUAAUUAUUCUGCCAUGACUGUUGUGCAUGGGGUUUCAUGCGGAUUCGUUAGAAUAAAAAGGGGGUUAGGUCUGUUUCUGGUCCGAUAUACCAUCGGCAUUGGUGAGCAUGGAGUUAUGGUUUGCAUUUUAGUCGUGAAAGAGGCUACAUACACGCCUAAAAUAAAAGCAGGAUUUGGUUGGCAUGUCAUAGGUUGUCUGCUCGACCGUAGUAGGACCGUGAUUAUACUAUUGAAAAGAGUUGGUGUGUUAAUUGGGGAGGGCUUGGUGGAUUUACCCAAGAUCACCCCCAGGGAGAGAUGUGUGGUAGUCUAUAGCUUGAUUAAUGAACUGAUCUAGAAAACGCACCCACACCCACACGACCCCUUACUACUAUAUUUGAUGGGAAUAGAUGGCCAUGAAAAAGGGUUCAGGGAUGGAAAUUAUAU